AAAAAAGUUUAAAGGGAGAACUGAAGAAUGAACAAAAGAAAGACAGAAAGGAGUCCUUGAAGGCGGGAGAAGGGGAGGGGAGAAGGACAGGUGUAUUUGGUGAGGGUAUGUGCUUCAGCAUACAUGAACAGCAAGAGAAUGGAGCUCGACACCAUAGAGAGAAAGAGUGCAAAACAUGGAAAAAGCAACAAGGCCUUUGAAUCAGAGGAGCAGGAUCACAUAUGCACUGAUGUGGAGAGCUCGUCCGAAGACGACGAGCAAAAAAAGACAGACCAACACGACAAGAGCUUCCUUGAGAAGAAAACAGAGGCACUGCAGGGCUAUUUGGAAGAGCACAAGCACCAGAUUGGCCUGAUUUUACAGGCCCUCUUAGCAGCAGGCUUUGUUGCCAUGGUGAUAGCGGCAUGUGUCCUGAACUUCCAACGGGCUGUGGGGCUGCUGGUCAUCUCCUUGGUAACCAUAUUCUUCCUGGUCUGGGAUUGGAUAAUGGAACGCUAUGGCGACCAGCUGUGGGAGGCUCUCACUCCUAUUAGAGACCUUCUGAGCAGAAACUGGUUUUGGAUCAAAUGGGUAAUAUGUGUGCUGGCUCUGGUGGGCGUGGUGUGCUGGCUUGUCCUGGACACGGCCAAGCUAGGGACCAGACAACUCGUGUCUUUCAGUGGUUUGCUGCUGUUGACCUUCUUAAUAGUGCUGUUCUCCAAACACCCAUUCAGGUGGUCCUGGCAAACUUUGUUGAUGGGGAUUGGACUACAGUUUAUCUUUGGUCUGCUGAUCCUCAGGACCACAUUCGGCUUAAGUGCCCUUCAGUGGCUUGGAGACCAAGUAGAGAUAUUUCUGUCAUUCACAGAUGUUGGAUCAGAGUUUGUGUUUGGUCCCAGUUACGAGGAACACUUAUUCAUCUUUAAGGUGAUGCCUAUAUUGAUUUUUAUAAGCUCGGUCAUCUCCAUGCUCUACUACGUUGGUUUCAUGCCCUGGCUCAUUUGCAAGAUUGGAUUCAUAAUGCAGGUUGCCAUGGGAACGUCUCCGGCUGAAUCAGUGGCUGCAGCUGGAAAUAUAUUCCUAGGACAUACGGAGACACCUCUCCUGAUUGGCCCGUACGUCGGUGAGUUAACCAUGUCUGAGAUCCACGCUGUGAUGACGGGGGGAUUUGCUGGCAUCUCUGGGACCAUUAUGGGAGCCUUCAUCUCCUUUGGGGUUGAGGCAACACAUCUGUUGACAGCAUCCCUGAUGUCUGCCCCUGCCUCCCUGGCUAUCGGCAAGACGUUCUGGCCAGAAAAGGAGACACCAUCUGUAACAUCCGCUCGUGUCCUUAAAAUCAACAAAGGACGGAGUAAGAAUGUGUUGGAGGCGGCGUCCCAGGGUGCAGCUGAUGCCGUCAGUCUAGUGGCCAACAUUGUUGCCAUCCUGAUUGCCUUCCUGGCGCUGCUGGCCUUUUUCGAUGCUGUCCUCUCCUGGCUGGGUGGGAUGUUUGACUGUCCGCAGCUCAGCUUCUCACUCAUCUGCUCAUACGUGUUCAUGCCGCUCGCCUUCAUGAUGGGGGUUUCCUGGGAGGACAGUUUCAUCGUUGCUGAGCUGAUCGGCAUAAAGACCUUCCUCAAUGAGUUUGUGGCCUACCAGAAGCUGUCAGAGUUAAUACACAAGAGGAAGGCAGGAGGACCAGAAUAUGUGGACAACGUCAAGCAGUAUAUUUCUGUCCACUCUGAAACCAUUGCAACCUACGCCUUGUGUGGAUUUUCCAACAUUGCUGCCCUAGGGAUGUCUGUUGGAGCAAUGUGUGCGUUGGCUCCAAAUAGGCGAUCAGACAUCUCCAGUUGUGGCCUCAGAUCUUUGAUCGCAGGCAGCGUCUCCUGUUUCAUGACUGCUUGUAUUGCAGGUAUGUUGUACAUCCCUGAUCCUCAGUGCCCACUUUUCUUGAGCACAGAGUUCAACAACACCAACGUGUCCAGCAGCUCCCAGCUCCUCACCUGCUGCGCCCAGCUAUAUGACAGCGUGACGGUGUACGAGCCGUGGAACGUGACCACUGGGGAGGGAUUCGGUGAGAGCAGCCUGCGAGGCUGCUGCUCAAUCACACCCCCCGAACACUUCAACUGCAGCUUGGUGCUGUGAAUGACUGCGAAUGGACACACUGAAUGAUAGAAACAUGUUGUUUUUCUUUGUUAGUUUUUUAAGAAAAAAUAGGAAAUGAUAUCCAACAGCACACAAAAGAUUAUAAUGAAAUAUACCAGUGUUUACAAGGUAUACUAUAUAUUAUAAAUGCUUCCUUUUUAUUGAAGUAUUUCUAUUGAGUUUUACUUUCUGUUUACUCCCUUGUUGUCUUUUGUCUUUUGUAAGAUUUCUCAAAAUCAUUUUGAAUUAGCAAACAAAAUAUGUGCUUGUCACGUUUAUGUUAAUAAAUAA
This is a messenger RNA of Mugil cephalus (flathead mullet), 2397 nucleotides long. RefSeq names its product solute carrier family 28 member 3-like. Gene Ontology annotation, biological process: pyrimidine nucleoside transport; purine nucleoside transmembrane transport. The transcript has 17 exons. Bases 124 to 2106 code for a protein of 660 amino acids. Gene Ontology annotation, molecular function: pyrimidine- and adenosine-specific:sodium symporter activity. Gene Ontology annotation, cellular component: membrane. NCBI's taxonomy places the organism in Eukaryota, Metazoa, Chordata, Actinopteri, Mugiliformes, Mugilidae. The record is from RefSeq and is a predicted model, not a curated record.